This is a messenger RNA of Argentina anserina (silverweed cinquefoil), 2413 nucleotides long. Its product is annotated as agamous-like MADS-box protein AGL80. Gene Ontology annotation, molecular function: protein dimerization activity; RNA polymerase II cis-regulatory region sequence-specific DNA binding; DNA-binding transcription factor activity, RNA polymerase II-specific. Gene Ontology annotation, biological process: positive regulation of transcription by RNA polymerase II. The record is from RefSeq and is a predicted model, not a curated record. Bases 1643 to 2191 code for a protein of 182 amino acids. The transcript is spliced from 2 exons. Lineage: Eukaryota; Viridiplantae; Streptophyta; Magnoliopsida; Rosales; Rosaceae.
AAAAAAGAGUUUCACCUUUUUGGGCAAUCCAGGCAAACAUUUCACAUUUGUUUACAUUGAAGCCAAGCAAAUCUACGCCAAUACUUUUGUAGAUUACGUUGUCAAUGCCCAUACUUGGGAAGUGUUUUCAAAUCAAUGAAACGAGUGUGGCGGGAAGAGCAGAGGGAUUAAAAUCUGCAUACAGUGGUAUGGUAAUUUCAACCGUAACUUGAUUGAAUUGAAACCAUGUUGACAUACUUCAUUUUUUUUUCCGGUUUGUUAUCUCGUGUUCACACAUUUUUACCUUUUCUUUACCUUUCCCUCUUUGCCAUGUGUACUGGAUUUUCUUCCUUGUAACUUUAGGAAAAUGCUUCUUUGCUCUCCUCCAAAAGCAAAUCGAUGACUUAAUAUGGCUGAAUGGCUGCAUCUUGCAGCUACAUGUAUUGACAGUCAGCAAAAUGUGCUAAUAAAUGAUAUGACAACUGCAUAUAUAUUAUUGAUACAAUCUCAAAGCGUUCUUUAAGUCGGAAUUAAGCAUUCUUUGUCAUUGUUGUCUUUCAUCUAUGAAACUAAUUUUUCAGUACAUGAUAUCUUCUAGAUUCGUUAAUUUACCUUUGGUUAUUAUAGAAGUCCUAUGUUGUUAAGUGACAAUGCAGGAGAAUGAGGAGACUAACCCACUUGAGCAAAAUAUAGCCAGCAUGAGACCAGCAGGUUAUUAUUUAUUUUUCAUGAUGUAGUUGGAAGUAUUUAAUCCACUGUAUCUUUCAAAGUAUGUUCAUUUUUUCUCUGUAGCUUUAAAUGGGGGAAAUGACAGUUCCAUUAUUUUCUUCUCAAAAUCUGAGUUUGGAACUCUUUAGACAGACACUUGGAUUUUGUGGAUUGUCUUUGACUUUUAGAAUAGACUUGAAUACCAUGAAUUUUUUCUGGUGUCGUUUCUUACAAUACUGCUUUCAUCAUUAUAUCUUGGAUUUCAUGAAAUUUGUAUUGCUUCAGAAUUUUUCAGUAAAGUUCAACACUCUUUUAUCAGUAGCUUUUGUUUCACCAUGGCAAACUAGCAUAGGUCUAGUGGUGUAAUUAAACAGCUACGCGCCACUGCUCUUUGCAUUUAUUCUUGCAUAAGGUGGCCGUUAGUUUUCUGUUUUAUGACUUCUAGAGCACAUAUAAUUUUCAAGAGUGUGGGCAUCAUAUCGACAGUAUGGUUCAAGUCGGCACAAUCUAUACAUUCUGUGUGUGUGUAUAUUAUUUUGCCAGCCAUUUCUUUACCUUUUCAUGGUUCAUUUUUACUCUUAGAUUGUAUUACCACUUGUAUGAAUAUUAAUUUUUACCUUAAUCACACAAGGACAACUCAUUUAGAUUCAUACAACUUAGAGCACCUCCUUUAUUUCAUGCUGAAACACAUUUCACGUGUUGGAUACGGUCAAUAUUGCUUUGCUCAUACAUUGCAUUAGCAAUCAUUAAUUUUGCAUCCAACUGAAAAUCGUAAGAAAUCUAAAGUGCAUUUAAUAGAAUAAAUUUUUCUAUUUAGGAAAGAAAUCUUCCUGAAUUUAUUGGGUCAGUAGGUGCCGAUGCCUGCCCUAUAAAAGCACGCAUAUUCGCUUCAAGGUAAGCAAACCGAAUAGAAACACUAUUUUUCAUUACUCUACAUUUUCAUCAUUUCUUGGUAAUGAUGGCAAGAAAGAAGGUGAAAUUGGCCUACAUCACUAAUGACGGUGCUCGCAAAGCGUGCUUCAGGAAAAGGAAGAAGGGACUUUUGAAGAAGGUGAGUGAACUCAGCACUCUUUGUGAUGUUAAUGCUUGUGCUAUUAUCUAUGGCCCCUAUGACACCGAACCAGAGGUCUGGCCUUCGCCCGACGGAGUCCAACGCGUCCUUGCACAGUUCAAAAGCAUGCCAGAGACGGAGCAAAGCAAGAAGAUGUUUGACCAAGUUACCUACUUGAGCCAACGGAUUGGGAAAGCUCAGGAGCAGGUCAAGAACCAGACAAAGGAAAACCGCGAAAAGGAUGUGAAGCAUGUCAUGUUCCAGAGCUUAUCUGGAAAGUCCCUCCAGGGCUUGAUGCUGAUGGACUUGCAGGAUUUGACGUGGACGAUUGACCAAUACCUUGAGCAGGUGCACAGCAGGAUGAAGAAUUUCAAGGAGGCUUUGAAGAAUGAGAACCAGGAGCAAGGAGCCACAGCUGCAGCUGAUCGACCAAUGGAUAACGUUACGCCGUAGAUGCAGAAGCAGCACCACCAGCAGAAACCAUGUUUCCUGGAUUUCAUUAACCCACCACCACCCACAGCCAUAAGGGGUCUGCUUAUGUGAUUCCUCCAUUUUCUGUAGUCUUAAAAAAUUGUUUUGCUUUUAGUUUUUGGUGCAUGUCUUGUAUGCUUUUCUUUAUCUUUGUCUUCUGUUUGAACCACAGAGUUUAAUUUGUACUUUGAUUAAUAUGAUGUG